Messenger RNA from Alternaria novae-zelandiae, 2220 nucleotides. RefSeq lists its product as uncharacterized. The transcript has 7 exons. Bases 1 to 2220 code for a protein of 739 amino acids. Gene Ontology annotation, molecular function: protein binding. Gene Ontology annotation, biological process: regulation of actin filament polymerization. The record is from RefSeq and is a predicted model, not a curated record. NCBI's taxonomy places the organism in Eukaryota, Fungi, Ascomycota, Dothideomycetes, Pleosporales, Pleosporaceae.
AUGGAGGUCGACAUUGCGCCCCAGUUUGGCGCCGAACUGAAGGAUGGCUUCAAGACAGUCAAUGCUUGGGUCUCCGGCGGCAUCUCCUGGCUGGAUGACAUCCAGCAGUUCUACCGAGAACGAAGCGCUAUCGAGAAGGAAUACUCGGCAAAACUCAGCGCGCUUGCGAAAAAGUACUAUGAGAAGAAGGCAAAGAAGCAGAGCAGCCUCAGUGUUGGUGACACGCCUACCGUUACUCCAGGCUCGCUCGAGAGCGCUUCUAUGACCACAUGGGGUGUUCAAUUAAGCACACUCGAAUCCCGCGCCUCCGAACACGAACAAUUCGCUGGCGCUCUCAUCACCCAGCUCGCUGACCCCCUCAAGGUCCUUGGCACCCGCACCGAGGAGCUGCGCAAGUUGCACGGAGACUAUGCUGCUAAGCUGGAGAAGGAGCGCGACAACCAGUAUGGCGAGUUGCGCAAGCAAAAGGGCAAAUACGACAGCGUCUGCCAGGAGGUUGAGAGCCGGCGCAAGAAGGCGGACGGCGCAUUUGACCACGGCAAAGCCAAGGCGCGGAAUGCUUUCGAACAGCAGCAGGUCGAGAUGCGCAACGUCAAGAACACCUAUCUCAUCAGUAUCAACGUAACCAACAAGCAAAAGGAGAUGUACUACCAUGAAUACGUCCCUGAGCUACUAGACAGCCUCCAGGAUCUUUCGGAAACACGGGUUAACAAGCUGAAUUCGAUAUGGUCACUCGCCGCUCAGAUCGAGACCCAAACACUUACGCGAAGUACCGAGUAUCUGAAGCAUCUCUCUGCCGAGAUCCCGCGAAACAACCCUCUUCUCGACUCGAUGAUGUUCGUACGGCACAACGCUGGCUCAUUCCAGGAGCCUGGUGACUUCCAAUUCGAGCCCAGCCCGGUUUGGCUAGACGACAGUAGUAUCGCGGUCGACGACUCCGCGACGGUAUUUCUGCGCAACGUUCUCACGAAAUCGAAGACGUCAUUGGGGGAGUACCGACGCGAGCUCGAGAAGAAACGUAAAGAAGUUGAGAACGCCAAAACCGUGCGCCAGAACAUAAGGGACGGAAAAGACAAGAGAGAUGAAGUGGACAUCGUUCGCGCUGUUUUCGCUAUACAGGAACAAAUGCAUGAGGUGGAGAGACAGAAAGUUAGCGCCGAGGUGGAGGUUUCGACCAUCACUUCAGUUGUCGGUGACUUGAGCAUUGGCGCAAGAAACCACAACUUCAAGUCGCAGACAUUCAAGAUACCUACGAAUUGCGAUCUAUGCGGAGAUCGAAUAUGGGGACUGUCCGCGAAGGGGUACGACUGUCAAGACUGUGGCUAUACAUGCCAUAGCAAGUGUGAGAUGAAGGUUCCCGCCGACUGUCCUGGCGAGCAGUCCAAGGUGGAGAAGAAGAAGUUGAAAGAAGAAAGGCAGAAAGCCGCGCACGCAGUGACAGCGACGAAUGGCGCCGCGACGAGCUCCAGUACGAAUCUACCCCCACUGGGGAGAAGCGACACAGUAAACUCCAUGAACACUCUCAGCUCUGGCUAUUCGGCCACUGCGCAUCGCUCAAUAUCUGGAGGCAUGUCGCCUACUGCCGAGGAAACUCCACCACCACCAGAGAAGAAGGCGCCGACUGUACCGGGUGCCAGGAAAAACCGGCUAGUUGCUCCACCACCUACGCAAUACGUCAAGAACGACGAGGACAUGCCUCCGCCCACACCCAAGUCUGCAGAAGCGAAGGGUAGAAUGCUUUACGCCUAUCAAGAGAAUGGAGAGGGCGAAUUGACUGUUGCAGAUGGUACGGAUGUUACCAUUGUAGAACCCGAUGAUGGUUCUGGAUGGAUGAAAGUCCGUGCUGGCUUCAAAGAGGGUCUCGUCCCAGCAGCGUAUGUCGAGAUGACGGUCGCGACACCACCUACCACUGCUUCUACAUUCUCAUCAGCAAGACCUGACUCGACGUACUCUGCAUCGUCGGCAUCAACCACCAACUUUGCCGCGGCCGCCGCUCCCGGUAAGAAGAAGGGGCCCGCCGUUGCGCCGAAGCGUGGCGCGAAGAAGUUGAAGUACGUUGAAGCACUGUAUGACUACACUGCGCAAAGCGACGCAGAGCAUUCCAUGUCAGAAGGAGACCGCUUUGUUCUCAUCAACAUGGAGGCUGGUGACGGCUGGGCAGAUGUCGAGAAAGACGGCGUAGUACGCAGUGUACCAGCCAACUAUGUUCAGCAAGUCUAG